AGAGUCGAAGUGAAUAUUUCACCUUUGAAUCGAUCAUAGUGAUGCUAUGGGAGUUUAUAAAUAUGGGUUGAACUCGCAAAGAAUGAUCAGUCGUUUGUUUGAAGUCUGUGCGUCCGGUUUUCUAUAGAAUAGCAGAAAUGCUUAGAAGGAGUUUCCUUUUAUUAGUAGUCUGCUUGAUCGCCUCACUUGUUGAUGCCAGGCCCAGUUCAAUUGAUUGGAAAGUGGAUUUAGAGGGCUUUCUAACUCCCCCACUGGAUGUGACCGAGAAUAAAACCACUGCCAAUCUUGAACAGAAAUCUGAGCAAGUAGCUUUCUACCUCUAUUCUAGAGCCUACAAAGGAGUGCAAUUGAAGGAUGCGCCAAAGAAAGAUAGCAAUGCUCACUUGCUGGGCAGAUACCCUUCGGUCCCUGUCAAAGUCAUCAUCCAUGGCUGGAUGUCCAACUAUACCGCCAGCUGGGCGCAGAAUAUGAAAACAGAAUACCUUAAGCUUGCUAAGCCGAUAAAUGUGAUUGUGGUUAAUUGGGGAGGCCUAGCCAACGAUUCGCGCUAUUUCCCAGCCGUUCUCAACACUGAAUUGGUUGGCAAGCGCAUCGCUCAGUUCCUCAGCAACCUGCUGGCACAGGGUCUGGCGAAGGGCGACUCCAUACACUUGAUUGGCCACAGUCUGGGAGCUCAUGUUGCCGGUGUUGCCGGUCAUUACUUCAAAGCAAAACUUUCGCGAAUCACAGGUCUUGACCCAGCACUGCCAGGCUUCGAAAUCGCGGACGGUCCUGAGAUUCUUGAUAAAGAUGACGCUGAGUUUGUUGACGUGAUACACACGACCGCUGGUACGUCGGGCAUUUUCAAGCCCAUAGGUCACGCCGACUUCUAUCCGAAUGGCGGCGUCAACCAACCGGGCUGCGAUGGCUUCUCACCAGACAUUACAAACUACAUUGAAUCAAUUCAAUGUGGACACAUGAGGGUCAUUUAUCUUUUUAUUGAAUCAAUCAAAAACUCCAAGGCGUUCAAUUCUAGACGGUGCAAUAAGACUGCAAGCAUUCCUCUAAAACCAAAAGACUGUGAAGAGGAAACUUCAGCUAUCAAAAUGGGCGAACAUUGUACUAAAAGUGCUAAAGGAAUAUUCCUUCUUGAGACAAAUGAAAAAUCCCCUUAUUCGAACAUUUCUGGUUCACAAGAGAAAAAAACUAUUACUCCAUCUCCGACCUCUUCAACAAAAAAAGAUGACAUUUUCUCUGCGUUGGAUGAUAUUUUUAAUUUUGAUGAUCCCAGCUAUGGAGAUGCUGCGUAUUGAAGACAACAUGAUUCAAAAAUGCACAUCAAUAAUUGCAUUGAUAUUCACCAUCCAUUUAUUUAUUGUAUUAUUUAUUUGAUUAGAAAUAAAAAUAAAUUCUUUCAAUCUACGA
Nilaparvata lugens (brown planthopper) is the source of this 1404-nucleotide messenger RNA. Its product is annotated as lipoprotein lipase. Bases 138 to 1292 code for a protein of 384 amino acids. The record is from RefSeq and is a predicted model, not a curated record. The transcript is spliced from 7 exons. Gene Ontology annotation, molecular function: lipase activity. NCBI's taxonomy places the organism in Eukaryota, Metazoa, Arthropoda, Insecta, Hemiptera, Delphacidae. Gene Ontology annotation, biological process: lipid metabolic process.